Paramuricea clavata is the source of this 864-nucleotide messenger RNA. The record is from the annotation of a GenBank genome assembly. NCBI's taxonomy places the organism in Eukaryota, Metazoa, Cnidaria, Anthozoa, Malacalcyonacea, Plexauridae.
AUGCUCCUGCUAUUUGAAAAGAGAGUUCUGCUAUUUGAAAAGAAUGCUCCGCUAUUUGAAAAGGGAGUUCUGCUAUUUGAAAAGAGAGUUCUGCUGCUUGAGGAGAAAGUUCCGCUAUUUGAAAAGAGAGUCCUGGUACUUGAGGAGAACGUUCUUGGAUUUGAAAAGAGAGUUCUACUAUUUGAAAAGAAUGCUCCGCUAUUUGAAAAGGGAGUUCUGCUAUUUGAAAGAAUGCUCCGCUAUUUGAAAAUGGAGUUCUGCUAUUUGAAAAGAGAGUUCUGCUACUUGAGGAGAAAGUUCCGCUAUUUGAAAAGAGAGUUCGGCUACUUGAGGAGAAAGUUCCGCUAUAUGAAAAGGGAGUUCUGCUAUUUGAAAGGAAUGCUCCGCUAUUUGAAAAGGCAGUCCGUUCCACUAUUUCAAAAGGGAGUUCUGCUAUUUGAAAAAACUGCUCCGUUAUUUGAAAAGGAAGUUCUGCUAUUUGAAAAUUAUGCUCCGCUAUUUGAAAAGGGAGUUCUGCUAUUUGAAAAGAAUGUUGAAUAUAAAGUUCCGCUAUUUGAAAAGGGAGUUCUGCUAUUUAAAAAGAAUGGUCCGCUAUUUGAAAAUGGAGUUCUGCUAUUUGAAAAGAAAGUUCCGCUAUUUGAAAUGGGAGUUCUGCUAUUUAAAAAGAAUGGUCCGCUAUUUGAAAAUGGAGUUCUGCUAUUUGAAAAGAGAGUUCUGCUACUUGAGGAGAAAGUUCUGCUAUUUGAAAAGAGAGUUCUGCUACUUGAGGAGAAAGUUCCGCUAUUUGAAAAGAGAGUUCGGCUACUGCUAUUUGAAAAGAAUGCUCCGCUAUUUGAAAAUGGAGUUCUGCUAUUUGAAAAGAGA